Molecule: messenger RNA, 483 nt
Organism: Seminavis robusta
Lineage: Eukaryota; Bacillariophyta; Bacillariophyceae; Naviculales; Naviculaceae
Source: the annotation of a GenBank genome assembly
AUGCCACCCAGAUUCGUACUUUCAUCUCCCGCUCCAACCCUUGGCUGUGCUUGCUUGUUCAUCUGCGCAGCAGGAUGCAUGCCAAAGACUGGAGAUACUUGGUUGAACAAUGGUUUCAAUUCUGGCGAUGCCGGCCGUGGCCGUGAUGGUGGUGCUCUUGAUGGAGAUGAGGAAGAGUCUACCGGAAUUUCCGACAGGCUCAUGGACGAACACAUUUCAGGCUUGGAAGAAAAGCCAGAUCUCAUGGAACUCCUGUUCACUAUCGACUUGACCGAACAUCCGACCCUCGACAGUCUUGGCAACUUUGACGACUACGAACCUACAGAUUCUACAAGGGAAUUUGACGUUGGGGUCAGCGAUUCGGCAGAGGACUCUGCCGACGAUCUUCAGAACCACACUGUGAAGAACGUGUAUGUUACCAUGGUGUACUUCUAUAGUAAAGACUUGGACCGUAGCACUGGACGAUUCAAUCAUUCACUUUGA